Messenger RNA from Melampsora larici-populina 98AG31, 222 nucleotides. RefSeq lists its product as uncharacterized. The record is from RefSeq and is a predicted model, not a curated record. Bases 1 to 222 code for a protein of 73 amino acids. The transcript has 4 exons. Lineage: Eukaryota; Fungi; Basidiomycota; Pucciniomycetes; Pucciniales; Melampsoraceae.
AUGCUUUUCUUAAAAUUGGCAAUUGCUGCUGUCCUAGCUCUUACGGUCUCUGCCACCCCCACUCAAAAGGACAUAGUUAACACGGAUGCAGCCCUACAAAGACGAGCUACGGCGGCCAAAAUAUUUGCAAGAAGCCAUUAUGAGCAUUCUCAAUGUGCACAAUGUGAACGCAGCGAUUGCGUCGAUCCUAGAUCAAUUUGCAAUCAGAAUGGGUGCUGUUAA